AUGGAUCCAAGCGGCAUGAAGGGAGGUGGGAACAAUCGCAAGAAUCGCAGCCGCCGUGACGAAAGUCAGACGGAACUUCGACUACGCCAGCUGCGAGCUUCGGAAGGUCGCACCUUGCGUUCCACCAGUAAUAACACCAACGCUGUUCGUCCCGAAGAAGCACCCUCUUCCAUGAGUAAUAAUCGCCGUCGUAGUAGUAACGAUCCUCCCGCGGCACAAGAAUCCAACGCACGCUUUGCGGCGCGUCCCAACCGCAACGAAGAGGAGGAGGAGGAGGGAGGAAACAACAAUAAUGACAAUCCUUUGCUGGCGGAUUUGUUGCGUCAUUUGCGUGAAUACUGUCGCGACGGUGAUCGAAAAGGUGCUCAUGCCAGUGCGAUCAAUGUGGAAAAAGCACGCAAUGUACUAGAAGCAUGCGCUGGGAACGUGGCACUGGCGGGUCAAUUGUAUUGGGAUGAUUAUUUUGCCUCGCAAAUGCACGAACAACCCUUGGAUGCUCCCUCUGGAGCAGCAGCAGCAGCAGCCCCCGCGGAAGAGGAAAACAAUCCGGAGGAAGAAGAGCCUCAGGGUGUCCGUCGUCGACUGGAGAGUGAUUUUGAACGAUUACUUCCGGCCGCUCGUCUGGAUGCACCUCAAAAACUCCCGUCCAAAAGACGCCGUCGAAGACGACAACAACGACAAGAAGCGGGCGAACCACCCGCAAAUGUGGCUGUUGCCGCAGCCAAUAACAACAACAACAAUAAUGGAAAUAUUCCCUUGGAAGAUGGACCCGCCGCUCGUCUUCGGCGUGCACCACCACCACCACAACCCGAAAAUAAUAUCAUCCACAACCGGGCGGCUGUGGCGGUCGCUGCGGAAGAUGCGGCUGGAGGAGGAGAAGCCAGUGUAUCCGUGUCCGACGAUGAAGCGGGUGUGGGAGGUUUGCGAAUGGUCCGCGCUAGAAAUGGCGCUGCCACGGCCAAGAAUCGUUCCCGCCGUCGUCGUCGCAGCUCCAGCGAAGAAAAUAAUAGCAGUGAAUUGAACCGGGCACGGGAAGUGCUGUAUGCACAAAUUAAUGCCGCCAACGGCGAGGAGGAGUCCGAACGGCGCAAGCGGUACCGUGCCGCUGUCAAGAGUGGCAGUGGUGACGGCGAUGGAGGAGACGACGACGACAGUAGUGGAAGUGACAAGGACGAAAGUGACGACGACGCCUACCUGAGUGAGAAUGACUGGCUCUUCAAUGCUCCCAGCCGAAACAAUGCGGCAAUGCCACCAGAUGCGUCUUCGUCGUCUGCCUCUCAACCCGUCCAGAACUUGAGGGCACCACUGAAAAUUCUAUGGGGAGGUCUCAUCCGUACACCUGCGGCCACUGCGAAAAAGGUAAACAUCAAAAUGGAAGAGGACGAUCCAGAAGAGCCCGCGGAAAAAAAGAUGCAAAACAGCAGCAAAGUCAAAGUCGAAAAUGACGAGAGAAACAAAAGUGGAGACGGCAGCGCGGAUGACAAUGACAACAACAACGCCAAUGAUGGUGAUGAAGAGGCCGCCGCCAACAACAACUUGUCCUCCAAGCGUCCUGAAAUUCCUAGCACGUGGUUGCACGCUUCGUUUUCCACUCAUCCUUCCGCAAUGGGAUUGGCCAUCAAGAAACCAAAGGUCGAGGAUGUAGCGGAGCAUUCGUGGAAACUACAGCAGCUAGGCCCAGAUCCUUCUGCCGCGAACCGCCGUAGCAACGCCGUGCCCUUGCCUUACCACUGUCGGUCCAUGACAGCUGUUCUUUCCAUUGUUACCGCCAUCAUCUACACGGGUGCUUCGAUUCAGUCGAAUCAAGUUACUUGCUCUACAAGGGUCCCCUUUCUAGAGUUGUCCGAAGAGGAACGGACUCGACAAUUCGAUGAUCGACUGGUGGAUGCCCUUGCCGUCCUGAUCUUCAUUGCAGCCAAGGCGAGCAAGGAACGCAAGAAGAAAGCUUUGGACAAGCAGCUAGCUCGAAAGAAGCGGAAAAAGAAGCGACAAAAGAGAAAGGAAGCUGGUGAUGAUGGCGGACUGGUGAUGGAGGAUGAUGAGCCCGAUGCGCUGCAGCAGACUCUCGAACGAAAGCUGAAACUCUGCCCCGUGGCAUGGUGGAAAGAGAACCCACAGGGUGUUGUUAACCUGCCUUCGGAACAGUGGCAGAGUUCCCUAGAUGAUACUUCGCACACUGGGCCCCGUAUUCAAGUGGGCGUGAGUUACAGUAACCUUGGCGACAUUGGGGCGUACGUUCUAAGCAACCUGCAGUCAUUUUUAGCUCCUGGGGGGUUGGCUUUGUUUCUGGAGACGAUUGUGGGCAUUCACGGCGAGGGAGCAGUCAAGAGAAUGAUUGAGAAAUCGCGAAAGAAUGCAACCGACUCGUGCAAGGGAAAAUUCCUUGUCAAGUGCUCUUGCGAAGAACGGCAAAGGAAGCGACUCCAGGAUGCGUCCGAAAGGCGAAAGCUGAUGAGCUCGGUGGACACGACACCACCUGGGAAUGAUUGUAUCAGUAUAGAGCUCAUCAGUUUGCUACUGACAGGAAAGGUUCAGUCCUCAUGGAAGGGCUGGAGUACUGAUCAAUUGGGCUUUGGCAUUCUUUCGCGCACAUCAGGAGAAGUGGGUCAAUCCUUGAACUGCCCAGAAUUGCCUGUGUGGCUGUUGGCGGGAGAGACUUGCUUUUCUCUUCUGGCUCUUGAUCACACCAAUCACGGCGAGAACCUGGAUGAGGAGAGAGUCUCGAAGUCGUCUCUCGACGAACCUGGAAAGAAGAAAGAAAAGAAGAGCAAACAGUACUUGGGUCCAUCGAAGCCCAAAGCAGCACCCUGUAUGAAAAUGUCGCUUUGCAGCAACACGAGUCGCAGCCGGGAUCGUCAGGAAGUACAAAAUUUUUCCAAGACGGACCAGCCAGGCGCGAUUGUGAACUUGCUGCAUUGGAAUUGUUGGUUUGCGGUGCGAAACCAGUCAGGUCUUCGUCUGAUUACAGAUCGGCCCAAGUGGAGUCCUCCGACACCCUCAUGGGUUCUGGCCCACUACAAGUCCGCCCCCAAUGCGAAACAUUCUUCGUCGCUAUCGUGUGUUCGCAAGUCAGCAGCUGAGCAGCUUCAAGAGCGACGAAGUGCCCUUGUCAACGUAGUGAGCUGCGAUGAAAGGGACCGUUCAUCGCAGGCACCCAAGGUUGACGAAGGUGCAAUGGAACGCGUUCGCUCCAACGAUGACGAUGUGAAGUUUUAUCCGGGACAGUAUCGAAUGUGGAGGUUUGAUAUGGGCAAAGAAAACGAAGAGAUCGACCCCAAUUCGAAGCCGCGUGGUGAUCAUUGGGUUCCUUACUUUUCUUUAAGCCGUGAUGAUCAAUCCAUUGUGGAGAUGAAGUUUGGUCCUCAGAUCAAUCGCAUUCUGUGGACACGGUGGCCUUCUGCCACAAUUGACAAGUUCACGCCCGCAGGGAAGACAGAAGCUCUGCCCGUCGUUUAG
Seminavis robusta is the source of this 3456-nucleotide messenger RNA. The record is from the annotation of a GenBank genome assembly. Lineage: Eukaryota; Bacillariophyta; Bacillariophyceae; Naviculales; Naviculaceae.